GCGGUCCGAGUUGGUACUUGGCUUAUAAUUACUAUCAUUCCGUUAAGUUAUUAAUUAAUAGUUACUAAUUUUUAAAAAUGUCAGCACAUUUUGUUAAGUUUUAAUAAAUAUUUAUUUUUGUAUUUGUGAUUUUUUUGCUCUAUAAUCCAUUAGAUCUGUUUUGAUUUUGUUUUUUGUUUUGCUGAACUACAUUGAUUGUUUCAUCUGGGGAUGCUUUUCGUUUUUCCUGAAUACGAUAUUUGUUCUAAGAUAUUUUUGCUAGUAGAUAUAAAAAUGAAAUUUGUAUAUGUUAUUUUAUCGUUUGCCUCGGCAAACGUUUUUGUAGCAGCAUUAGAUGAAUAUGCUAAGGAGGUUCUCAAAACAAACGUACUGAUAAAGCAGGCUGAAGCUCAUUUGCCGAAAAUAGUUAAAAACAUUAUUCAAGGAACUUUUACGAUGGAGAUAAUGACUUUGUUGUUGGCAGUACCAGAAAGACCAAGCAAUACCCUAACACAAACAAACCUUAAAAGGUUUUGCGAACCUCAUGGAAUGAUAGUUUUCCAGACUCAAUUGCAAUCAGAAAUAGAGGAUGUAAUUAAUAUCAAUCCAUUUGAUAUAAAUGAAGGAGAUUUUGAAGAUGUUAGUCUAUUUAAUUUGGGAGAAGCGAGAAGAAUGAAAACUAGUGCAGCUGUAAAUGAUUUACUCAAUUUAGUAAUAAGUAAAACCGAUCCAGAUUUUGAAGAUGUGUUCUAUGUGUGUCGUUUAAUAGGAUUGUUCAGAGCUAUUGAACAACCAGCUUUGUAUAUAAAGUCUGCUAAUGUCAUCGAAAGAACUUGUUUCAUAACAGAUGUAAACAAGAAUGUAAGUAGAUACAGAACCGUUGAUGGCGAUAUUUGGCAAAUUAAGGCUGACGGUACACCAUUCCAGCUACUUUCUUCUCAAAUAGUAUGAUUUAAACCAAAAACUAUAAAGAUAACUUCUUUUGUAGUACUAAUAUUAUAUUGAAUUUAUUUUUGCACACCUCCUAUUAUCAACGUUGUCAAUAAAUUUAAUGUCAUUA
Messenger RNA from Adelges cooleyi (spruce gall adelgid), 1039 nucleotides. RefSeq lists its product as uncharacterized. The record is from RefSeq and is a predicted model, not a curated record. The transcript is spliced from 11 exons. Lineage: Eukaryota; Metazoa; Arthropoda; Insecta; Hemiptera; Adelgidae. The coding region runs from base 211 to 930 and encodes 239 amino acids.